Molecule: messenger RNA, 819 nt
Organism: Penicillium crustosum
Lineage: Eukaryota; Fungi; Ascomycota; Eurotiomycetes; Eurotiales; Aspergillaceae
Exons: 1
Coding region: 1-819 (272 amino acids)
Source: RefSeq, a predicted model, not a curated record
AUGCCAGCAUCCGAACCACUUCGCGAUUUCUCCGAACGUGAUUCCCACAUCAAUCUUCCCUCUCCAGAAUCAGACUUCCAUAUUCCCGAUGACGCUGAACAUUUAGCUCUCCCAACGAGGCGGCGAACAGUCAAAAAAGUUGAACGCAUUGAAAGGGAGAUUAACCGUUUGACUCUAACCAGAAAGAUUGAGGAGAUCAUAAGGAAUAUUGACACGAAUCGGGAGACGACCCAAUAUUUUUUGAUUACCAACUUGAGCGAUGCUCUACGUGCCUACCUUCUGAACAAAAAAACCGGCGGAGUGCGACUCACUUUCGAUAAUCACAACAUACUACUCAUAAUCAUGCCUAGCAUGCAGCACGAAUGCUUUAUUGGCGAUUUUUGCGCUUCAUUUGCGGACUCAAUGAGCGUUGCGGGUCUGCCACGUACUGGUGAUCACUGGCGAGGGGCUGGUGCUGCACAGAGGAAAGGUCUUCACUGUGGAAAGGAACCAGAUUUCAGUAUAGUCCCAACGCCACAUUCUCUCUCUACAAUCGUUAGUACUUGGCCAUCCCUUGUCCUUGAAAUCGGGCCCUCUGAAUCAGAGAGUCAUUUUCAUAAGGAUUUCAAAUGGUGGUUCCACAACUCCAACCACAACACUGGACUGGUUUUGCUGUUUAAAGUCCACAGGCAACCCUUUUGGGUGGAUGUUGAACUGUGGUCAGGGGGUCUUGGACUCGACUCACAGUCAGAUAGCCUAGUGCUUAAGCAGUCACUACGGGUCACACGGGAUGAAGUCACACUACUUGAGGGUUCCAGUCCGGAAAUUCAUCUAGACUAA